This is a messenger RNA of Gracilinanus agilis (Agile Gracile Mouse Opossum), 3312 nucleotides long. Its product is annotated as NACHT, LRR and PYD domains-containing protein 1-like. Gene Ontology annotation, biological process: regulation of apoptotic process; innate immune response; inflammatory response. The transcript is spliced from 12 exons. Gene Ontology annotation, cellular component: canonical inflammasome complex. Bases 1 to 3312 code for a protein of 1103 amino acids. NCBI's taxonomy places the organism in Eukaryota, Metazoa, Chordata, Mammalia, Didelphimorphia, Didelphidae. The record is from RefSeq and is a predicted model, not a curated record.
AUGGCAAUGAAUACUAGACAAAGACUAGUCCAGUACUUAAGAGAACUGAAUGAAGAUGAGUUGAAGACAUUCAAGCUGCUGCUGAAAAAUUCUCUUCUAGGAAAAAAAUUUCUAAAAAAUAAUCAGAACAAGCUGGAGAAAGCUGGUCAUACUAAAGUGGCCUCCAUUAUAGUUUCUCUCUUUGAUGAACAGAGAGUAUGGGAUAUUGUGAUCAGAAUCUGGGAGAAGAUGGGAUUAAAGGAGAUGUGUGAAAGAGCAAAGGCUGAGGAUCCUCUGAUAAGCUUAGUGGAUAGCCCUCAGGCUGCACAGGCCCACAUAUGCAGUUGUUCUAUCCUGACCAAAGCAUUGAAGAAUAUACGCAAGGAAAAUAGAAUUGUCUCAGUCGUGACAAAGCAAGCACACAUCAUUGACAUACCAGAAUUAUUUGGGCAUGAUGAAAGGAAAUAUGUUCCACAGACUGUUGUGCUACGUGGUGCUCCUGGAAUUGGGAAAACAAUACUGACCAGAAAGAUAAUGCUAGACUGGGCAGAGGGGGACCUCUUUCAGGACAGGUUUAAAAAUAUUCUUUAUCUGAACUGUAAGACAAUAAACCUUACAUUAGAGAUGAAUUUAGUUGAUCUGCUUUCCAAAGAUUGGCCAGACCUCCAAGCACACAUAGAAACAAUUAUGUCUAAGCCCAAUGGACUCCUUUUUAUUAUUGAUGGUUUUGAUGAACUGAAGUGGCCCUUUGAGGAACUUGAACCUGAACUAUGUAAUCACUGGAAGGAGAAGCAUCCAGUGCCUGUCCUUCUUUGCAGUUUACUAUGGAAAACAGUGUUUCCUGAGUCAUCUUUACUGAUCACUACACGGUCCUCAGCUCUGAGCAGGUUCAGGUGCUUAUCAGGUGAUCCGCUUUGUGUAGAGGUCCUGGGAUUCACUGAAGCUAAUACUGAGACUUAUAUCUCUAGGUUUUUCAAAAAUGAAGCUAAGGUCCUGAAAGUCCUCAAUUUGUUAAAGGCCAGUGAUACUCUGGCAGAUAUGUGCUCUGUUCCCCUGGAGUGCUGGAUUGUCUGCACUUGCCUGAAACAACAGAUGGAAAGAGGAGAAGAACCUAGGUUGUUUCCCCAAACCACCACAGAUCUCUAUGUGUCCUAUCUUUCUUUUGGAUUAUCCCAUGAUGGGAGCUAUCCAAGUCAGCACCACGACACCCAACUGAGAGGCCUGUGCUCCUUGGCUGCAGAGAAAGUCUCAGCUGGGGAGUUUUCAUUUAAUGAAGAAGACCUUAAGAGUCAUGGGUUAGAUGUAUCUGGUGACUCUGAUUUUCUCAAUAUGUACAUUCUUGAGAAAAAGGAUUAUGAAAAAUGCUACAGUUUCAUUCACAAGAGAUUCCUGGAGUUUUUUGCUGCCAUGUUCUAUGUGCUGGAGGAAGAGAAGGAAGGAAGAGAUUAUCCUGUCUUUGCUGUGAAGGGUGUGAAAGAGCUAUUGGAACAGUAUAGAGAAGCGGGCACUGAGGUUUCCAUUGUGCAUUUCCUUUUUGGUCUGUUGAAUGAAGAGACUAUGAGACAGCUGGAGAGAAAGUUUACUUGCCCAAUGUUACAAAGAGUGAAGGCAGAAUUACUACAGUGGAUGACUGAAGAAAGCAAUAUACAAAGUAUUAUGAGUCCUCUGGUGUACCCGAAUCCUAUGGAAUUAUUUCAGUGUUUAUAUGAGACACAACAGGAGGCACUGGAACUUAUCUCUGUACUCAUUAAUAAGAAAAGUCUGACCGAAUUCGAAGUAAGUGGCAGUUUCCCGGAUGACACAUUGAUGAAGAUACUUUACAAAGAGCUAAGGCAUCCUAAAUGUGAGCUGCAGAUUCUGAGGAAAAAUAUAGAGAUAAUCACUGACCCUGAAAUGAAAGAAGAGGAAGAUGAGAAUUCACCACAGGAUCAUCAGAGCUCUGAACCAGAAGAAGUUGCCCCACAAACAGAGGCAGAAGUGACUUCCUUACUACCCACUUUUGACUCUUUGAAAGAAGAAAAGUUAGAUCUGGAGAAGUGUCUGUUCCUGGGACCAAAUGGACCAGUAAAGCCUGAAUGGAUAGACAAGAAGAGGAACAUAUACAAAGUUCAUUUAUCUAUGGCUGGAUUCUACCACUGCCCUGAUACAGGACUUGGUUUUAAUGUGAGAAGUGAAGUGACUGUUAAUAUUGAAUUUGGUACCUGGAAUCAGCACCUAGAUUGGAUUCAACAGCAAAGCUGGAUGAUUGCUGGCCCUCUGUUUCAUAUCACAGUUGAUCCUGAGGUUGUGACUUCUGUGUAUCUCCCUCAUUUUGUGUAUCUCCAAGGAGGAAAAGUUGAUGUCUCUUUGUUCAAAAUUGCUCACUUUAAAGAGGAGGGGAUGGUCCUGGAGAAUCCAACAAGAAUGGAAUCAUCCCAUGCCAUCCUGGAAAGUCCUAGCUUCUCUCCCAUGGGAGUUCUGCUGAGAAUUGUGCAUUCUACCUUUCGAUUCAUUCCCAUUUAUUCCACUACUCUGAUCUACUUCCAUCUAAGGGCAGAGGACAUCACACUCCACCUGUAUCUGAUCCCCAGUGACUGCACAAUAAGGAAGGCAAUCGAUGAAGAAGAGGCAAAGUUCCACUUUUUACGUCUGCAUAAACCAUCUCCAGUAACCCCACUCUACAUUGGCUCUCGUUUCUUAGUAUCUGGAUCAAAACAUUUGGAAAUAAUGCCUACAGAACUAGAACUCUGCUACCAGAGUGCUGGGGAAUGUCAGUUUUUCUCUGAGAUUUAUACCAGCAAUGUGAAGGAGAUAAUCAGUUUGGAUUUGAGAGACCCAAAGGGGACAGUGGUCUGGGGGACACUGGUAAGAUCAGGCCCAUUGCAGUCAGAACAUCACCUUACCACACCAAGACUAAGGGUCCUAGGAGCACCAGACAUCAGUCAGAAAAUUGAAUUACACCUCAUUACCUCUUCCUUUUUUCCAGGAGAUCUUGGACCAGUUUGUGCCUCAGUCUCUCCAACUAUCACAGAACUUCACUUUGUUGACCAACACAGGAACCAGAUAAUUUCUCGGGUAACAUCAGUGGACAUAAUCCUUGACAGACUUCACAGCCAGUUCCUCAGUAAUGAAGAUUAUGAGCACAUACGGGCAGAAAAAACUAACCCUGAUAAAAUGAGACGACUAUUUAGUUUUAGCCCAUCCUGGAGCAAGGAUUACAAAGACCACUUGUACAGGGUCCUGAAAGAGAUACAUCCUCACCUCAUGAAUGAACUAGAACAUACAGAAAAGGUACUAGUAAGAAAGCCAUUGGGGGUUAAUGAUAGCAUCACUUCUCAGUACAUGAUAAAGUAG